Gongylonema pulchrum is the source of this 255-nucleotide messenger RNA. NCBI's taxonomy places the organism in Eukaryota, Metazoa, Nematoda, Chromadorea, Rhabditida, Gongylonematidae. The record is from the annotation of a GenBank genome assembly.
AUUCUACGCUAUUUGAAAACAAUCCAUUGUCCGGCGCAUAUUCUCCUGCGACGAACCCCACGACAGUUUUACGCUAUCAAUACAUACCUAAUGACAGUAAAUCGGCACACCACUCCACGAUACAAAUGGUUGGUCAAGAAAAUGAAAGAAGCAAUAAAAGAAAUUGAAGAAGAAUUGGAAAAAGAUGAAAUCGGACCACGUGACAAGUCUAGCAAGUCCACAAAACGUGCGAAGGCGAAACAAACAGAGCUGUAG